Messenger RNA from Megachile rotundata (alfalfa leafcutting bee), 5718 nucleotides. RefSeq names its product phosphodiesterase 4D interacting protein centrosomin (gene cnn). The record is from RefSeq and is a predicted model, not a curated record. Gene Ontology annotation, cellular component: microtubule plus-end; pericentriolar material; microtubule organizing center. Gene Ontology annotation, molecular function: gamma-tubulin binding; microtubule binding. Gene Ontology annotation, biological process: establishment of mitotic spindle orientation; negative regulation of centriole replication; centriole replication. Lineage: Eukaryota; Metazoa; Arthropoda; Insecta; Hymenoptera; Megachilidae.
UCCACCCGUUUCUCCCCUCGAGAUCCGAACUCGAGCCGUGUCGCCGCCUGCUUUCAGUUGCGUUCAAUCUCUCGUCAGAAUAGGAGGUUCCGUGCUCGCGUGAAUCUCGUGUUUCGUUCUGUAAACGCGUGUGAUUAUCGAUAAGAGAAAACGACGACAGUUUGAACGGAUUACACUCGAACGAGUAUCGAGAGGAGAGUGAUCCUUUUGGUUCGAUCGAGAGACUCACGAUGGAAGAUGAUAGGAGACCGGCGCGAAAGCUAUUGCUCUUCUCCAAGAGGACUGUGUUAAAGUACAAACUGCUGAUUCAGUGACAGGGCGCUGUUAUUUUAGGGUCAACGUAUGUUACAUCGCGUUCUCGUCGUUCUUUAUUGUACAAUUUGUGCUACGAAUUGAACUAGAAAUAGGCAGAGUGUCCGGUGUGAAACAACGUGCUUUGGGACACAGUGGAAUCACCUGACGUUGUCUCGGGCGAGAGUUAUCUCUCGACAUUGAUCGGUCCAGAACCAUAUAUGUAGGUCGAUCCGUGGUAACACAGUUACAUUCGGGACACGGAUUUUUUGCAGUGAUCGAUAGGUCACCGUACGAAAACGGUGCAUAGAAACAAUCUUCGAAACGAGAGAGGAAGUCGACGCUCCCGUUUCGUAAUCAUAAGACUGACGAGAUUCAUUGGUAUACGCGCAUGGUUCGCGCUGAUAAUGCUCGUUUGAAAACGUAUGUUGUAUAAAGUAGACGUUCUGUGCCAAAUAACACGUGCCAAAGCGUUUCAUUGAAAGUACAAGUUUUAUAGUAUUAUCGUAAGACUUUGUCUAUUGUUGUUUACCGUUGUUGUUUAAUAGUUUUUAUUCGUAAGUUCUGUUUUUAUACACGUAAGUAUUGUGUGCACAUAGUCGUUUGUAAGGAGGGGACUGUUUUAUUUGUACGGACAUUUUUAUUCUGGUCUACACUGAUGAGGAACAAUUACCGCAAUAUGUUUUUCGCCGGCUACGGAUAUUCCAAUCAACAUCAAAACAAUCCAUCCUCGCCGACAAGGGCCAGCGUAUGGGGUAGCGUUUACAGCCCGUUUCGAAACACAAACCUGCCGUUACAAGACAUUACUAUGAGCCAGACUCCUCUACCAUUAAUAAACGGCACAAAUGUGAGAUCGCCUGGUAAAACCUCCCCAACGGGGGUGAUCGGAACCAGAGACGGGGCAGGAAUUGGUAGAACAAUGAAAGAAUACGAAGACCAACUCGAAGCUCUUAAAAAGGAGAACUUCAACCUUAAAUUACGAAUAUACUUUCUCGAAGAGCGAAUGGGUAUUACGUCAGCGGACGAAAACGCGAUUAAGAAGAAUAUUGAGUUGAAGGUCGAAAUUGAAUCAUUGAGGAAGGAGUUGCUCGAGAAGCAGGAACUUCUUAGUCAAGCAGCCAAAGCGUUCGAAUUAAUUGAAGAACAAAAGGAAGCUUCCUCUAGGAACCAAGCUCAGUAUCAACAAUCGCUCGAGAAUGAAAGGGAAAAAAUCAGGAAGCUCGAGAAAGAAUUAGCGGAAUACCAGGAAAAGGUUGCAGAUGCAUCAAUCUACUAUAAGGAAGCGUUCGGAAUUACGCCAGAGAAGGCACUGGAGAACGAGGAGAAAUUGCGUCAAAUGGAGGAACUUCUUGCAUCUCUAGAGGCCGAGGUGAAACAAGUAACGAACAGUUUGGAAGAGGAACGUGGUUGGGCACAAGAACUCGAGAGCGAAAGGGACGAAUUCAGGGAACGUUUAGAAGCUGAGACGCGUUUAAGAGAGAAUUUGGCCGCCGAGAGGGUGCAAGAUAUAGAAGAGUUACGGGAGAAAGUGAAGGAGCUGGAGGAUCAAGUGCUGAAAAGGGAUACUGUCGUCCAACAGUGUCGAAACGAGCUGGUCGAAAAAGAAAGAAUCAUUAAGGAGAAAAACGCUCAGCUGGAUGAGAAGUGUCGGGCAUACGAGGAGCUGAAUACGGUUUCGGAGAAAAGAAAGAAGCAAGUCGAUCAGUUAAGGGCGUCUAUAAAAACCAGGGACGAUGCCCUCACGGAUCUGAACAACAAACAUCGUGCCCUGCUCUCUCAGUUUGAAAACGGUUAUACUAAGCGAUCUCCACCUAGUAGUCCUAUGGCUAUGAACUCAAUCGAGGAUCCUUUGCAAUCGAGAAUGGGACAAAAGAUGACUUGUGUCCAAGGGAUGGCGAAGAAGGCAAAUACUGGUCUCGAUUGGGAACCGAACAGAGAAAGGUCAAUGAGAUUGAAGUCGCCACUGCAAACUCUUGGCGGAGAGACGAAAGAUGUGAGAGAUUUAAUUAAGGAACUAGAAGAAAAAGACACAGAACUGAAACGGCAAGAAGAAGCAAGGAAGCAAUUGGUAUUGAAGUUGUGCAACAUGCAAAAGCACAUUGAAACAACGGACCACAAACUGAAGAAGCUGGAGGGCGAGCACGAGAAGGCCAUCAAAACUAUCCAAGGUUUCAUGGAGAGGCAACAACAACUGGAAACUGUAAAGCUCAGGAAGGAACAGAAGAUCAUGGAGUUGGAAAUCGAAUUAAACAGGCUACGAGAAUCCGAGAGUCUCAAGUCGUCAAGGGAUGCUCACAACCAAUUCAUUCGAAGAGAAUUUUCCAGCGACGUGGCGGAUGAUCCAGAGCGUGAUCCCAGCAAUCAGCAACGAUUCGACGAAAUGGAAGCCAAAAUUAACGACCUACGAGACCAAAUAGAGACGAUCAAGGCUGAGAAGAAUCGUUUGGAGAAGCAGAUUGAAGUUGAAUCGGAGGAACUGCAGGGACGACUUCAAGACAAGGAGCAAAAGAUAGAAGUUCUCGAGAUCGAGAAGCAGACGAUAAAGGAGCAACUACAGGACAAGGAGAAGGAGCUCGAUAAGAUGAAAGAAACAGCGAAAAACGAAGCUGAGGUGAUGGUCGAACGAGAAGACCUUCUUCGACAGCUUCAGCUACGAGACGCUGAAAUCGAGGAAAAGAACCAGAAGAUCGAGCAGCUAGCGAAAGAGCUGCACAUGAAGACGCAGAAUCUGCAGCAGCUGGUGAACACGGAAUUGUGGAGCAAAAACAAGGAAAUAGCGAAGCUCCACAAUCACAUGACCGUCAACCAUUGUCACGAAAGGAGCCGAAACAAGUCGGACAUGAUGCACGAGAGCGCCAGCGCGCAGCUAUCGACCCUGGUGAAAGAAUUGAACGACAUUGGUAUCAGAGUUACGUUUACCAAUGAGGUGAUCCAGCUGAAUUACGUCGACGGGAAUGAGCCCAUAGACGUAAAAACUAUGACGGACUAUGUGCAGAAGCUGGUGAUGCAAAAAAACGAGUUGGAGAAAGAAGUAGACUACCUGAAGUGGUUGAAACUGGUCUCGAGACCGGAGAUCGCGACGGAGAUCGACGGAUACGGGGAUAACCAAACCGAAAGAGCGAAAAAAUAUUGCGAGCUAUUACGUACUCAUCUGAAAGACUUAAUGAAGUUCAUGAAGGAGAUGAUGAAGACCGUGGAUCACGCGGACACGGUUGGUAAUGAGCAUAAGAGAAUCGUGCUCGAUGUGUUGAUGAAUUCGAAGAUAUUGUCCGAUGAUUUCGUUAACGCGUUGGAGGGUCUCUCGGCUAACGAUUUUCCGUUCAACGUGGAUCAAAUGAACGCUAAAUCGAUCGACAAUUCUGUGAAGAAAAGCUGGUCGGAGAAUUUACUGAGUGCUACGAAAAAUCAUGGCUCGACGCAGUCUGAUUCAGAAGCGUUCUCGGAACCUGAUAGAACCGUCUCGUUGGCUAGAAUUGGGUUGCAGGAGACGCAACAGAAAUCUUUGAACCGAUCCAGAUUUUCUAAGUAUACCAAAACAUUCAGCGAUUCUGAGGAUUCCAUGGAGUACGUGCCUUAUCACAAAAUCCACCAAAAUGAUAUAAACGAUUCUGAGACUAACCAUCACAUACAAGAGCUCAAGGAAACGAACGCUUUAUUGUACACGGAGCUUAGUGCUCUCAGAAAUGAAAUGACCAGCAAAAUUUCUUUCGAUUGUGAAUUUGAUGAUAAAAUAUCCCCGCUAAUCAUCAAAUUGGAAAAAUCACAAAAAUUCUGCGAGAAAUUGCAGUCGUCUUUGGAGAGAAGAGUACAUGAGGUACAUGUAUUGAAAAAGGAAAGCAAGCAAAACUGCGCUCGCAGAGCACAGUUGGAGAAGAAAUUAGUUGAUCUGGAAAGCAUGGCAGCAGAAAUGAAUAAACAGAAAGCAGAAUUGAUGCAUUACAAAGAAAACUCUGAGAGGAAAGCUGCGGAGAUGCUGAUAACACUUAAUAGAGAAAACGAUGCGUUGAGAACGCGAAUUAAGAAAUUAGAAGAGGAAAACGAAGCUGCCAAAGUAAGCAUAUCAGCGUUAACAAAGGAACUGGACCAUCUUACUUUAUCGCACAGUCAAAUUCUCGUGGAGAAUACCAAGUUAACAAAUGACAAAUUGCGUUUGGAACAAGAAGUGAGGAAAACGGAGAGUAGAUGUGAUAUGACCGUCCGUUCUAUGCAUGACAAAUUUAACAAAGAGAUAUCGGAUCUGAAUCAAAUAAACGAAUCUCACAGGGUAAGGUUACAGGAGCUAGAGGUCGCUAACAAGGAACUCCGAAGACAUGUUGCAGUUUGCGAAGCGAGUGAUUCGGCGCCUAGUUCUAGUGGUGUUUCUUCAAUACCUACAGAAGCUAUACUUAAACAAACAUGCGAGGAUAUCAUGCAAGAAUAUCAAACAUACAACAAUUCACAAUAUUGGUUACCUGUGGUAAAUUACCCAACAAUGGGAGGACGUAGCAAGACAAGUUGUUCACCAGACUUAGGGAUUGAAAGCGAUGCAGCUGUUACAACUAUGAGACCACUGAAGGAUACUUUGAAAAUCACGGAAUCAAUGACUAAUUUAUUAAGCGAUGAAGAUAAUGGCAAUAGCAACAGACCAGUUCGGGAAAUGGAUAAUGAAAGCCCAUUGCCAUUAGAAGGUCUCGACGAAGUGGAAGCUUUAAAACAAGAAAAUGAAACGCUGAAGAGAAGGUUGAUGAAAACAAGAAGGGCAUUAGAAGAUACCUUCCAACAUUUGUCUGCAUCGAAUAAAAAUAAGAAGAACGUCGAAAAGGCUAUAGCAAAACAGUUACAAAUUACUAAGAGUAUACUGAAAAAAACAAGGACGUACGAGGAACCGUUGGAUAAUUGACAGGAAUGGAAAAGAGAGAAUUUUAUACAUGACAGAGAAAUCAGAAUGCAAAGUUGCUGUUGGUUGCAGAUUUAAAAAUUUAACAUCAUAAUUUAUUUUUUAUAAUCACGUUUUUAUUAUACUCUCAUUUUUACUGCUGAACGAUUCUCUUUAAAUUUCGUGUAAAAAUUUAUGAAUUGGCAGAUGACAGCGGCAUUUGUUAUAUCUUGUGCAAACAACGACAAAAUAUUUUCAUAGAUUUGUCAAGUGUUAAAAUGAUAAAAAGGGGAAAUGGAAAUGUGAGGGAAAAGCAUACUUCAUAAAGGAAGAUGAAACUGUACAUUGUGAGUUUUGUAUAUAAUUAUGUAAGCGUUCUAAUAUUCUUUUGUAGAUUUUUUCUUCUCUCCAAAGAUUUACGCAGUUUUAUUUGCAAGAAAGAACUGUCCAUUUUAUCACAUUUCGUGUUCUUCAAGACCAGAAAUUCAUGCUCGUGUACAUAUAAACUCAGAAUUAUCAUUUUAUUCAGCAUCUGUACAUAGUCCCAUAAAUAAAGUGCCAUUGAUAUUUGA